UUCUGGUAAGCUUGCAAUGAUAUACACCAGCAUGCUAGUGUAGACGUCGCAUGCCGCAUGUGCACGCCUGUCAGUGGAACCCGGGUGCACACCACAUCCACACAAGCUGGACCGAGAGGAAAACAACACACAUCGCCUAUUUUGGCUCUCCUCGAGGGACUGUGAUUGCAUGAUGAGAGAAAGGGAAUUGCUGGUAUCAUGAACGAAUGUGAAGCACGCCACUGAUUCUGGUAAGAUAGGCAUUGGUGGGAAUAAACAAGCAAAACGCGCAGCAAUGGAGAACCAGGCGGCGAUGGAGCAGCAGAGCUACGAGGACGUUCGGAAGAGCGGUUAUCUCCGCAAGCAGAAAUCUAUGCACCGGCGCUUUUUCGUUCUCAGGGCUGCAUCGGAGCAGGGCCCGGCCAGACUCGAAUAUUAUGAAAACGAGAAGAAAUUUCGAAGCAAGUCACCGGUCCCAAAGAAAGCGGUGAACCUGGACUCCUGCUUCAACAUCAACAAGCGGGCAGAUUCAAAGAACAAGUACAUGAUAGUGUUGUAUACCCGCGGGGAGAGCUUUACCAUAGCCGCAGACACCGAGGACGUCCAAAACGAAUGGUACCAGGCCAUGCUGGAUCUACAAUGUAAAUGUAAAACUCCUGAUGACUGUGGAAGUGGAGGAGACUGUGGACUGCCUUCCCCAGGCCCUGCUUUUAAGGAGGUCUGGCAGGUUAAAGUGUGGCCUAAAGGUUUGGGCCAAGCUAGAAAUCUAGUUGGCAUCUAUCGACUUUGCUUGACAGACAAAACAGUCAACUUUGUCAAGCUGAACUCGGAUGUUGCAGCUGUGGUCCUCCAGCUAAUGAAUGUGCGACGCUGCGGCCACUCAGAGAACUUCUUUUUCAUUGAAGUGGGUCGUUCGGCCAUGACGGGUCCUGGAGAAUUCUGGAUGCAAGUUGAGGACUCAGUGGUAGCACAGAACAUGCAUGAGACCCUGCUUGAGGCUAUGAAGGCUCUGAGUGAAGAGUUCCGUCAAAGAAGCAAAUCCCAAACUGUUGGUGUUAGUUGUGGUGGAGGAACUGCCUCUAACCCUAUCAGUGUACCAUCUAGGCGGCACCACCCAAAUCUGCCGCCCUCCCAGGUUGGUUUUUCCAGACGUGCUAGAACAGAAACCCCUGGCGUACCUCAUAGCACCAACACUUCUCCAACUCCGCGGCAAGGAUUUUCCAGGUCACGGACAGCCAGUAUUGGGGCUCGAACAGAGAAUGGAGGCGGCAGAAUAACAGCACUUAGCACAAGCCCGAGUCUCAAUGGGUCCUCCUGCUCAACUACCCCAACCCUGAGACCUAAACCCACACGAGCACCCACUCCAGCCAAAAUAACCCUAAGCCUUGCACGGUACACGCCUAACCCUGCCCCUUCUCCUGCCCCCAGCCUGUCUUCUAGCUCUGGCCAUGGAUCAGAAUGUGGGUUGAGUGGAGCUCCCUUUGGAACAGUUCCAAUCUGCACGUAUGCUAGAAUCCCUCAGAGAGUGUCCAUGUCGGGAUCACCCAGUGAUUAUGGUUCUUCUGAUGAAUAUGGCUCCAGUCCUGGUGAACACUCCUUACUGACUGCUGGGAUUCCUGCAGCCCUUGUUGAAGGUGGAGCUAGUUAUAUCCUGAUGGGACAUCGAGAAGGUUCUCACAAACGUGCUCAUGGACGCAGAGUUUUUCGUCGAUCAUCUAAUCGUGAAUGUGAGGCUGAGCGCAGGCUUCUUAGCAAGCGAGCUUCCUUACCACCUACUAUUGCCCAGGAGCACUUGGUCCCUUGCGGUCAAGAAGAGGAGGAUGAAGAAGACUAUGCAGUGAUGUCACGCAGUGCAAGUAGAGAGUCUUUCACGUCACGCCGGGGCUCAGGGGGUUUAGCUACAACAUCUUUAGUGCAGGAAACUUCAGCAGAUAAAGGUGUUAGUACUAAAGGCGGUCCUGUGGACUCCUCAAUUGACUGUGGCUACAUGUCUAUGUUACCAGGUGUUUCGGCUCCUCCUGCUUCAUUGUCAUUUUCUGUCUCGGGUUUAGAUGCAGCGUCAAAGGGUGGAGAUGAAUACAUGGCCAUGACCCCCAACAACAGUGUUUCACCCCCUCAGCACAUCCGCCUACCCAUCAGUGAAGGGUAUAUGAUGAUGUCUCCUAACAGUAGUUGUUCACCUGAUUUACACGGCAUGAGUGGGUGCAUUUGGAGUAGCAGGGGGAGCAUGGAGAGUCGGGCGGGCAGUGACUAUAUGAACAUGUCACCUAUAAGUGCCAGGUCAGCUUGCAGUACACCUCCAUCACACCCAGAGCAGCAACCACUGCAGCCAAAGAUGGUCUAUUCUUAUUUUUCUCUGCCACGUUCAUACAAACACACCACCCUUUCGACCCGGUUUGAAGAAGAUUUGGACAAGGCUUGUAUUGGUAGAGGUGAAGCUAGAAGAAAGACUGUACAUAGUGGUUACCCUUGCGGAGGGGACAUGCCUGUGGGCUCAGGUGGUGGUUGCCAACUUUCUCUGUCCUCAUCUUCAUUCUCCUCUAGUUCAGCUAGCAGCGAAAGCCUUGAAGACAGGUCUUUAUCUGUGUCUGUAGGUGGCAUAGGACGAGCAAGUAGGUUGGUCACAGGACACAGGGUAGGAGGACCUCAUCCUAAGGUCCCAACCCAGCACCAUCACCAACAGAGAUGUGGACCAGGUAUUCAGAAACAGGGUCACUUGCCAAAAAGAAAAGACAAGUCCUUUUUCGUGGAUAUGUCCAAAGCUAACACGCUGCCCAGAGUCAGGGAAACUUUGCUGCCAACAGCAUCCCAGAGCCCUGGAGAGUAUGUAAGCAUUGUUUACCAGGGUGAGCGAGGAGGCCAUAACAAUGAAAGAAGUACAGCUGACCCAGGAAACUCCAUUGCACAAGGAAAUCAAGCUUUUCACCGAUCACAGUCAUGUAAGGGUGCAACUGCCAACCUUCCUCGAAGCUUUUCAGCACCCAUUUCCACCUCCAUUUCUCUAUCUUCUGAAUAUGUGAACAUGGACUUAGGUAACUCCUAUUCUUCUCUCACUCCCCUCUCUUCAUUCAAACCGGCCCAAAAAGUCAGAGAGGAUCUCACAAGAGCUUCUAAAAUGGAACAAAAAGUAGAAACAGGACUCAGGAAGAGCAAUGUUACCUCAUCUGCAGAUGUGGCUGCUAAUCCUUUCACAGACUAUACAGAGAUGAAAUUUGGAUUGGCUACAGAUAACGCAUCGAAGUCUCCGAAACACGGCCAAACGCCUCAGCCCUCCUCCAUGGAACAGGAACAUAACAUGAAUUUCUCUUCACCCAAGGCUUUUUCAAAUGUGGAUCAGGGAGCUCGAGUUGUCAGGCCAGAAUCAUCAGCAAGAAGACGUCACCGCUCAGAGACAUUUAUGGCCCCUUCAACUCUACCCCUCUCGCCCUCUGCUUCCCCUUCUUUUCCUGAAACACAACAUGGUGCUCCCCCUCGACAACAGGGACUAGACAAUAACCUCCGAGCCAGUGGUCGGUCAACCUCUCCACAGUGUCCCAGCCCCGGAGCAGCAGCUCUACCUGGUACCCAGAGUUCGCCCGUAUCCCCGGAGCAAGGCCUAAACUACAUUGAUUUAGACUUGGUCAGUAGGGAGAACUCUCAAACCACUGGAGAUGGACCCUCUGGCCCUCUCUCAUUUUUCUCUUCUGUGGGAGGAGGAGGGUUGUCCGGGGGAUUGGGUGGAGCAGGUGGAAACACCACCUCCAGUAUUAACACAUAUGCCAGCAUUGAUUUUAUCAAGUCAGAAGAAAUGAGAGUCCACCAAAACAGCAGGAAGGAUAGUAAAGAUUGAUUAUGUGUUCCUGCAAUCAGAAAUAAGAUGGAGGACCAGUCAGCGCCUGUCCUUCCUGCGUGAGUGUUGGUCUGUGUGUGCACCUGAUGUGUUUUGAAAAAUGAUGCGAUUGCCCAAAUCCCUCAGCAGUGGAGACUUACAGUAACUGCUCUUGGCUCAUAACAACAUUUAGAGUACUCUCAUUUGUUUUCAUUGGUUCAAUAAAAAAAAUCAUGUAACGUGUGCCAAAAGACAAUUCAACAUUUUUGCAACAGAACACAGAGACGGUCGUGUCCUUCAGCCAGUCAUGAAGGGCCACUGCGACGCUGACUGCCAACCACGAGCCAAUGAUACUCAUUUUUUCCCUCUACCACAAACUUUCAAGUAUUGUAAAAGAGAUGUUAAAUAGUAUAAUGAUAGAUAAAAAAUAUAUAGCAGACGUCAAUAUUAUUAAAGUCUAUAUAAAUACAAUGUUUUUUAAAAAAGUGCCUAAUUUUUGAUUGUAGCCAUUUGUACACAGGUCUUGACGUGCUCAGUAGAAGAAAAAUGCUAACUGUUUUUAGUUUUGCUUUGUCGCUUUUGUGUUCCCGAGUGUUGUGUUUCCUAAACAAAAUUGAGAGACGGAUUGUAAAGCAAGACUGAGAAAAGAAAGAUUAUUGAUUAGGGAAAAAGAGCUUUAUUUGCUAUAGUUUGCCUAAUCAGUCUGCCUUACUGUGCUAUAGUGUAUGCGUUUGUGUGCGUGUGUUUGUGUGUGUGUGGUGUGAUUGCAGUCAUCUAAGCUUCAGCCAUGCUGUGCCUCAGUUCAUUAAAAGAAAGCUGUACACAAACACACAUUCAAACCCAGUCAAAACUGAUUGCAUAUACUUCUGUCUGAUGAAACACGAAAAAUGUGUCUAUUCAUCGCACGUAUUGAUACACACACACUACCUUUCAAAAGUUUAGGGUCACUGGAGUAAAAGGUUUUUCUUGCCCUUUUUAGAUCUAAAAUUAGUUUUGUAGACAAAACUUGAUUAAAUUGGAUCAUUACAUAUUUGUUCAUUUCCUUUUUUUAUAAAAAUGUAUCACUUGGAUGGAAUAAUGAAGAAAACCAGACACAGCAUAUUGUAGAUGGAAAUAUUCUUCAGUAGUAAAAAGGAUCAAAGGACGAGACUUCAAGACGAACAUUUAGACAAAAUGUUAAAUUCUUCCUCAAAUGAAUGAAUGUUAAUGCUGAUUGAUAAAGUGCAGAGACAACGUUUCUGCAAAUAUUAGGCAAAGAUUGACUUAACUAAAGAUGCUUAAAUCUAACAAUUUGGAAUAAUUUUUGAUCGUUCCCAGAUAAAAAUUUGUGUUCCAUAAUUUUGAUGAGUUUACUAUUAUUUUAAAAUGAACUUUUGAACAGUAGUAUGUUUAUAAAAAUACAUCCACUCUUAAUAUGCAAUUGGUUGCUUUAGAUGGCUGAGAGCACAAAGUCUGUCAAAUACCUGAAAGCUCUUUUAUUGGUACAAUUGAGAUUGCUAGCGUGUAUGUGUGUUUUUGAAAGAAAGAAAGAAAGAAAGAAAGAAAGAAAGAGAUUGAAAGUGCUGUAAGAAUUGUCCUUAGUCGUACAACCAGGGUUUUAAAAAAUUCUAGUACAUGCCAUCUUUCCAUCCCCAGUAUACUUCAGUCUCACAUGCAUGUCUAGAUAUUUAAAAAAGUACAUUUAGAUUUUAAACUGUGUCUCCCUCAAAUGAAAUUGCAUCUUGGAAAUCAGCAGAUUGACCUACACUCUAUAGACGGUUUGAUCUGAUGCAUGCGCCUGGCCUGAAGAUAGCUUCCGGUCUGUGUUUGGUUAUCGGUCUGGCUAGUGGCUAGUUAUAUAACAAUUUAUUUUACAUUUAAUUUAUAUUAAUAUUUUAUUGCAAAUUCAUUGUUGUAAAUUAAAUCAAAACUACUCAACAUUUAUUGAUUCUUUGCGGAGUUACGGUUGGGCCACAUGACGUUUGUUUAUGUUGUUGCUUCUCAAACCGUCUAUACACACCUGCUGUAAUCAAAUUUCUUGUCUGAUCUGAUGAUGUUGUUAAUACACUUCUACUGAGUUUUACACAAACUUAACUCACCCUAUAAUAGCGAAUGUGCUUUCAGUGUCCUCUGCUUACAAAAAAAUAUGUUUUUUUUAAAGGUGCGAAUGACAAGGAACAAGGGUCUUUUUAUACCAUCUAGACUGUGGUGACUGUCUUAAAACAUUGUGUUAAGCGUAGCUUUUACUAUUAAUUUUGAUGGCUUUUGCAAUUUUCUAUUAAUGCAGUUUAAUUUAGCAAAACUACAGUUUAGUGCCAAAAUCUUAAAGGCAGGGUUGUCAUUUUCAGCCCGAGUACCAAAACAAAAUUGUAGCCAGUCAGCCAGCGUUGCACAGCACGUUUCAGGGCGGAGCAAUGAAGGAAAGGGCAUGUAGUAGUAGUGUGUUUUGUGGUUGAUAAAAAAAAAAAAAAAAACGUUUCAAGAAAUCGGUUACCCCGCCUUUAAAUCACACACUAUCAUCAGUCAAGCAAUGAAGAAAGAAAAUCGCGUAGAGCAAAACAUUUCUGCUUUUUAAUACCAGAUUUUAGUAACAGAUAUUUUUCUCUUUUGCCUGCACAAUCUGCGUAUUUUCUAUCACUUAUAUGCUAAUGUAAAGUCAUAUUUCACACAGUAAAACAGCUGCCUUCAGUUUAAAGGAAUCUACAUUAUUAGGCCUUAGUGCUUAUAUGAAUGCCUUUUCUAUCAUGUCAAAUAAAAGCCUCCUUGGUCUAGGUUAUGCAUAUUAUAUACAAGCUCUGUAAUACUGGAGACAUGCAAAUAAGUUUUUUUUAAGUGUUUAAUACAGGUGAAAUUUGUAUUUAUAUUCAAUAUCCACAUAUACAGUGUUAACAUCGAUUACAGAUUACAUUGUCUCAUUUAAAUUAUUCCAAAUGUCCACAUACCUCUUAAUCUGUAGGAUUAAACUAGCAGAAGAGCAACAGUUGGUGAUUAUGAUGGUGUACUGUAGGGUGGGCCAUCUUGGCCCCUUAAGAGUUUUGCCUCCUUGUUUGUUUUUCCUCUGUAAUGGGACAUAUGCCUUUUUUAAUCCACCACGUCACAAAAAUCAAAGAAUGCUUCUCAAACUCAAAAAAGGUGGUGCCUGUGUGUGUGUGAGAGUGCGUACCUGUUUUUGUCAGUCGAGUCCAACUGUGUUAGGCUAUCUUGUUUUUCUUGUUUUUUUCUUAACUAUAUUUUAAUUGCCUUAUUGUCUAUAUUAGCUCUUAUUUAAUACACGGCAGCUGUAAAAUAUGCUUUUUAUGCUACAGCAGUGGGAAUUGUGUUGAAAGAUUCUGCAUUCUACAGCAGUAAGAUUUGUUUUCUUUUCCAGAUUUAAGAUUUUAUAGUCUGGUUUGGUGUAGAAAAUUGUAUGUAACCAGACUUUCUUUGAAGAAAACAUUAACAUGGUAUUACGUGAUGUAGAAAUACAGCCAAGGUCAUAUGUAAACUCUAAUUAAGGACUAAUAUAUAGUCCAAAAAAGGGAAUAUUAAUACAAAUUAAAUCUUUUAUUAUUGUACCUGCCAAUUGUUGGAAAAAGGGUCUGAUAUGCACAAUCAGGGGUUUGUGUAAAUUGCUAAGCGGCUCUCUUUUUCUGUAUAUCUAAAGCUAUGAAAAAUUCAAUGAAAAUGUUGUAUAAAGGUUUUUAAAAAAGAAAGAUAUUAAACUGAGGGCUUCUGUAUAGUUCUGUGAAUAAAGAUACAUUUUGGGCUAGGGUGGGCACGGGAAACUGUAAGGUAUGGAUAUAGUAGAAAUGUCCUUCAAUUCUUAAAGUCCUUAAUGAUUAUUGCCUGUGAUUAAGACAGUGUCACUCCAAUUUAUGGACAACGAUGAAAAAAGAAUGAACGAUAUAAAACGAGUCUCUUGUGUCUUUUUUACAUUGCCUUACACUAAAAUGGUGUGUGUGCAUGAGUGAGGCUGUGUGUGGGGGGUCCUGGUAAACCAUACACAGUGGAGACCAUAUAGAUAGUGGGCUAAUGCCACAAAAUUUUUCACCUUGUGGGGAUUGUAUA
Messenger RNA from Triplophysa dalaica, 7813 nucleotides. Its product is annotated as insulin receptor substrate 1-B. Gene Ontology annotation, biological process: insulin receptor signaling pathway. Gene Ontology annotation, cellular component: cytosol; plasma membrane. Gene Ontology annotation, molecular function: insulin receptor binding; phosphatidylinositol 3-kinase binding. Lineage: Eukaryota; Metazoa; Chordata; Actinopteri; Cypriniformes; Nemacheilidae. The transcript has 3 exons. Bases 275 to 3808 code for a protein of 1177 amino acids. The record is from RefSeq and is a predicted model, not a curated record.